Molecule: messenger RNA, 378 nt
Organism: Knipowitschia caucasica
Lineage: Eukaryota; Metazoa; Chordata; Actinopteri; Gobiiformes; Gobiidae
Source: the annotation of a GenBank genome assembly
AUGCGCAGUUCAGUUUUUCACCUCAUGGCUAGAGUCACUUCCUGCCUGGCGCCAUCUUAUGCACCGCGCACAUGCAACAGAGCACUUGGGUGUGAGGUCGUAAUCUUCUUUGCAGGCACACUGACUGGCAUUCUGAUGCAGAGGCCCUGUAAGUGUUGCAAUUUUGUGGCUCAAAAAAGAGGUUACUUACUAAAGCAUUUCCGUUUAAAACAUGGGACCUUCACUCGAUUGCCAAAAAUAUCAAAACUAUUGCAAAGGCAGAAUCUCGCCAAUGAUGUAACUGAGCAACGACGCGUCAUCAUCGAUGGCUUGGCAAUUAUUCUUGGAGAUGACCCCAGCAAGCUUCUUCAAGACAAGUUCGAAAGCUUUGAUGGAUGA